Messenger RNA from Williopsis jadinii, 2853 nucleotides. RefSeq names its product ssDNA endodeoxyribonuclease RAD2 (gene RAD2). Gene Ontology annotation, molecular function: single-stranded DNA binding; DNA endonuclease activity. The transcript has 2 exons. The record is from RefSeq and is a predicted model, not a curated record. Lineage: Eukaryota; Fungi; Ascomycota; Saccharomycetes; Phaffomycetales; Wickerhamomycetaceae. Gene Ontology annotation, cellular component: nucleus. Bases 1 to 2853 code for a protein of 950 amino acids. Gene Ontology annotation, biological process: nucleotide-excision repair.
AUGGGCGUUCACGGCUUGUGGAGCAUCCUGGAGUCUCAGUCGCUUCCUGUGAGACUGGAGAGUCUCAGCAGGAAGAAAAUGGCUGUGGAUGCGUCGAUUUGGAUAUAUCAGUUUCUGAAGGCUGUGAGAGGCAAAGACGGCCAUUCGCUCAGAGCCUCACACGUUGUUGGCUUUUUCAGAAGGAUCUGUAAGCUGUUGUUCUUUGGUAUACUGCCUGUUUUCGUGUUUGACGGCGGUGCGCCUGCGCUGAAAAGAGAGGUCAUCAGAAGGCGUAAGGAGAGGAGACAAGGCCAGAGGGAAGGAGCCGAGAGAACUGCUCAGAAGCUGUUGGCGUUGCAGUUACAGAGGGCGAAAGAGGCCGGUGCUGAAAGGCCGAGAGAUGGUGACGAUGCUGGCGAUGCUGGCGAUGCUGGCGAUGCUGGCGAUGCUGCGAUCCAGUACAAGUACCUGGGUAAUGAAGGCGAGGCCGUCAAACCAGCAGCUCAGUUCAGAUCGACGGACGAGUACGACUUGCCACACAUCGAAGGGUUUCAGAUGUCUACAGAUGAUAGGAGGUUUGUCACUGAGGACGAUAUAAAGACAUAUAACGAGCAGAUGGUCGAUGAGCUGGAAGGCAUUGACCUCAACACGCUGGACCCUGCUUCUGAAGAAUUUGCACAGUUACCAUUGACCACACAGUACAUGGCACUCUCCCAGCUGAGACUGAGAUCACGGCUUAGAAUGGGGUAUACGAAGGAACAGCUGGAGGGGAUAUUCCCGGAGAGCAUGGACUUCUCCAAGUUUCAGAUCCAAAUGGUCCAGAGAAGGAACUACUUCACGCAAAGGCUGAUGGGUAUUAGUGGUAUGGAUGAUGGUAACAACAACGGUGGUGAGGCUGGUAGGGUGGCAGGCGAGCGAGAUAGGAGGUAUAGGAUUGAAAAGACAGACGGUGGGUGGGCACUGAGCCUGAAUGAUGACACCGGCUCCAGCAUCAGGAACCCGGUUGUUUUGGAUAAGAACGACGACUAUGACAAUGAUAACGGUGCUGAAGAUGAAGAUGAAGACGUUGAUUGGGAAGACGUCGAGUUGGAGGACGUGCAAGAGAAGAAAGUGAACAUGAGCAUGAGCUCUUUACCUCUUCCACCUUCCACGACCGUCGCUGCCGGUGAUUCUACGCUGAAAUCGUUCUACAGUCCAACGAAGAAGAAGAGUACAGAGCGUCGGGAGGAUCUACACGAGGAUCUGAAGGCCAUUGAAGAGAUGGAGCUGAUAGAGGCCAUUGAGCAAUCCAAGAGAGAUUACACCAGAGAAAAGGAGCUGGAGUUACAGAUGCUUAAAGAUCAGGAUGAUCUAUUCGAUGGCAUUCCCUUUGACAUUGAACCAGCACCAGAACAGGAAUCAAGACGUGAACCAGAACUAAAGGAGAGGUUCGAUGAAGCUUUUCCAAGCACGUUACCGAUUCCAAAGAGGAAUCCCCCUUUGGUCUCUAUGGGAAGCAGUGCUAAAGGUGUGCUGGAGAAGGACAAGUUGCUGUUACUGGCCAAAGGAAAGAAGGAACAGGGCUUGGAUGAAGCUGAAGUGGAAGGUGAAUCUGUAAUAGCCAAGGAGAAAGAGGACAACCCCCUUGUUACAGUACACUCCUGGCUCAAAGGUGAUUCAAUGAACUCGUACCAAAGGAAGCAGCAGGCAGCCAUAGACUCAAGGCAAAAGGAGGACAAUGACAAGAGGAAGGAUGAGCAAUUGGGAUUGGUUUCAUGGUCUGAAGCUCAAGAGAUGUUGAAUAGUGGAGGAGGCGAUGCGGACGAGAUUGAGAUUGUUGAACAAAGAGUUGUUGAUCCAGAGAAGAGCAUCGCUCAAGAGUCAAGUGUCAAGGCUGAACGUGCUCAAGAGCUGAGAUCACCAGCUGCUUUUGACUACGAAUUUGAAGAGGAGGAAGAGCAAGAGCUCAAUGAACAACUAGCAAAGGAGGAGGAAGAGCAUGAGCAGUUCCAAAGGGACCUGAACCCACACAUCAUGGCAUUUUUAGAUAACGAAGGCUCUUUAAAAAAGCAGCAUCAGAGGGAGAUGAGAGAUGCGGAUGAAGUCACUGUUGUCAUGAUUCGGGAAGUUCAGGACCUCUUAUCACGAUUUGGUAUCCCCUAUAUCACAGCUCCUAUGGAAGCUGAGGCACAGUGUGCCGAGCUUUUGAAGCUGAAACUAGUCGAUGGGAUCAUCACUGACGACUCGGAUGUGUUCCUCUUUGGUGGUGAUCGUGUCUACAGAAACAUGUUCCAUGAGAAGCAUUACGUCGAGUUCUAUAAUUCGAACGCACUGGAGAAAUUGGGCCUCGACAGAUCAAAACUCAUCGAGCUGGCACAUCUAUUGGGAAGUGAUUACACUGUCGGGCUGAAGGGUAUUGGGCCAGUGCUGGCCAUGGAGAUCCUAGCCAAUUUUGGUGGACUGGAGCAGCUGAGGGACUGGUUCAUGGAGGGUCAAUUCGAUCUCAGCAAACAAAAGCAGGAAAACGCAUGGGAGAAAUCUUUGAGGAAGAAACUGGUGAACAACGAGAUUCUACUGGACAAAUCCUUCCCAGACAGGAGAAUUGACCAAGCGUAUAUAGCUGCUGAAGUUGAUAGUGAUCGGACCGAGUUCGUAUGGGGAACGCCUGAUUUGGAUAGGCUAAGAACUUUCCUUAUGUCUACAGUUGGAUGGUCACAGGAAAGGGUUGACCAAGUUCUCGUGCCACUCAUCAGAGACCUCAAUAAGAAGAGAAGAGAAGGCACACAGAGCACUCUGGGUGAGUUCUACGACGUUGAGAAUAUGGUGGGUGUCAAGAGAAAAAGAAUGAAUAAGCGCAUGGAUACUGCAAGGGCCAAAAUGGCCAAGAGGAAAUGA